Melanotaenia boesemani (Boeseman's rainbowfish) is the source of this 3536-nucleotide messenger RNA. RefSeq names its product DAZ associated protein 2 (gene dazap2). The transcript has 4 exons. Bases 144 to 653 code for a protein of 169 amino acids. The record is from RefSeq and is a predicted model, not a curated record. NCBI's taxonomy places the organism in Eukaryota, Metazoa, Chordata, Actinopteri, Atheriniformes, Melanotaeniidae.
GUAACCACUUCCACAACAACAAGAAGCUAAGAAACAAGGAAGUGGACGUUUGUGUCAAGCCGUAACCUGAAAUAAGGCCGUGACAAGAAACGCAGAGCUCCGUUCAACCUGAUAUUCCACAGCCUUCGGAACAGUCCACAACAAUGAAUAACAAAGGUUCAUAUCCACAGCAGGCUGUGUAUCCUCAGCAGAGCAGUGCACCUGUAUACCCUCCUGCUAUGCAAAUGUCUCCUCAGGCACCUCCUUACACAGACACACCACCUGCAUAUUCUGAGAUAUACCAGCCCAGAUAUGUGCUUCCACCUCAGGUGCCUGGUCAGGUGCCUCAGAUGUCCUCCCCCUACCCUGGUGCUCAGGUGUAUAUGCCCAUGCAGCCACCCAUGCCUGUUGGACCAGUGGGCCAGAAUGUCCCCAUGGCUUACUACCCCAUGGGAGCCGUUUAUCCACAUGGAUCAACAGUGAUGGUGGAAGGUGGCUUUGAUGCUGGUGCUCGCUUCUCAACUGGUACCAGUGUCUCCAUUCCACCCCCACCUCCUGGACACCCCCCCAACGCAGCUCAGCUGGCUGCCAUGCAGGGUGCCAAUGUUGUUAUGGCACAGCGCAAGAAUAACUUCUUCCUGGGUGGAUCCAGUGGAGGCUAUACCAUCUGGUAACAGCAGCUUUUCCCCUCCUUCGUCAUGCCUAAACCGUGACCCCAUCCCUGAUGAUACCCCAGUUCUUAUCCCAAAUCAUAUGCCUCCCUCUUCAGGCUGCUUGGCCAUGCCACAAUACUGAUUUCACCUAACGGAAUGUAAUAUUUUAGAGCCCUUGUGAAAGGUACAGUACUCCACUUCUGACCUAGUGAUCAAAUGAUAAACCUCACUGCCGACAGAGGUCGAAAGCAAAUUUUUAAUGUUGUAAAAUUCAUUCCAAAACUCCUCAUUGGAUCUAAUCUCUUCAGCCAUCACUGAUUGGCCUUCAUUCAGACAUCUAUGCCAGUUCCAGAGACCCACUCUCCUUUGAUCAAAUGGUCACAAAUAUAAUUGAGGUGUUCUUGUAUUCAUGUGAAACUACGUAGAUAAAAUGUUGAAAUAUCAGACCUGCAUUAUAUAGUUUAGCUGCUUUAUGGUGAAAGUGAAAUGCAAAGUUACAAAGUUCCUGUUAAAACGCAAAUGGAAAAAAAAAAGCCAUUUAUCGUUUGAAAAUCUUUAGUGUAGUUCACUUAAUAGGUAUGUAAUAGUUUUUGUGUAAAUACCAGUAUGAUGAUCAUGAGAUGUUACAUCUCGGCUAUACAUUUAAAAAAAAAAGGAAAAAAAAAGUCAGCAUCCUGGAUGCUUUUAGGUAGAAUUGUCUUGUCUUUUGCACAGUAUCAAAAAAAUGCCACAUCAAAUUUGUUGCACAAGGAACUGUCUGAGAGAGAGUUCAAUUUAAAUUCAUGUAAAUUAAACACAUUCAAUUUAAAACUAAGUUCAAGAAAAUGUUGAAUUCAGUAUCUUAAGUGGUUUACUGUACCUUGUUGGGCAACUUGUAGAUGAACAUAGUCAAGUGCCAAAGAGCACUGGGGAUAGCCCUAAAUUGAAGCAAAUUAACUUCAGUAAACUUAAAGGAAAGAAAUUUAAGGUAAAUCCAAAUAGUAAGAUGAUAAGGGGUGGUUGGUGUAACAUUUUAGCUUUUUAUGUAUCCUGUUUCUAUUCCACAGUCGGAUACCCAGAGCUUAUCCACUAAAUGUUUUAUUAAACAGAUUUCAAGAGCUAUCCUUUUUUUUAUCAUCAUUUCUUUCACACAGUCAAAUUUAGUAUAGUCACAUUUAAAAGUUCUUUGUCAACUUAGAAAAUAUCACCUUUUAUGAUGACAUUGGUUUAUAGUCACAAAGGUUGAAGGAGACAUUUCCUUUUUUCUUGAUUUCCUGUCCACUUUCAUGUGAUUUACACAAGUAGCUAGGCUAAUAAAUAUGGUAGUAUAACCAAUGAGCUGGUUGUACCAAAGAUUUGGUCUACAGUGCAUUGAUGUUUGGUUGGGACUUUGCAUUUUAAUUGUCACAAUUUAAAAACAAACAUAUCCUUGAACAACAAGUUGUGACACUGUUGGUCCCUGGAACCUUCAGUCUGCCAUGACUGCAAUUGCUAACGUGUUUGUGUCACUCUGUGUGGAUCGCUUGCAUUUUUGAGUUGCUGCAUACUUUUGCACCUUUUUGCUACGUACUUUUUUAUCUGAAAUGCACUGCUAAGCAAAACUGAGAUGUUGCACACUCUCUUAAUUUUUCAUCAGUAUCUAAGAAAGCUGUGACAUUUUCAAACAACUUUACAUUUUGAAAUACAUCCAGGUUUAUGUUUGGUUUGUUUUUUUCCAUUUUGAAAUAAUUUCAAUUUUAUUUUUAUUUUUUUUUUAGUCUGAAAGUGUAUGCAAACUUUUUUGCAAAGAAGCCACAUAACUGUCAGCAUGUUCGUUUCAAAGCCAGUUUUUAUGCUUUGAAAUAUCUUCACAUUUUUACAGUAUCUGGUAAAUUUUAAUAAACCAGCUGAAGCUUGGUAAGUCAUCGGUAUGAAUACUAUCAAUUAAUAUUUGUAAAUAUUCUUCAUUGUGGCGUCAGUGUGUCACUGGGUAUCCGACAUAUUAUAUCAAGUUUUAACAGCUGUGGCUACCAGAAAACCACUUUCAGCCCACAUUUAGUGAUUCCAGUGUUAUUUAAAUCCAAAAGAACCUUUUCUGGAAACCCGCUUCAUUCAUCUGAUGCAACGAUAAAUCCUCACAACAAAGCUGCCGCACCAGAUGUGACUGACAUGUCACACUUCUUUUAUAAAUCUUCAGUGUUCAUUCAUUUCUAUACAGCUUCUCUGGGGAAAAGGCCACAGUUUUCAAAACUUAAAAAGUAUCAUUCAAACAAAUGCUUUCUUUUUUUUUUCCAUCUCUGCUCUGAUUGUAAAGCAGCAUAAUGGUGGCUUCCUUUCAGCAAUAUGGAGUACUGUAAAGUACAGCUGACCAGUAGAUGCUAUGCCAACCACAGCCAGCAAAUGAAACACUCUUUGUUGAAGGAUUAUGGACAUUUAUAGUUCAGGGAUUAUCUUUACAAUAUUUUGCAAAAUAGAUGUAUGUACUAAAGUGAUGUGACGGACUUUGGUACACAUUCUAUCUUUUAAGAUUACUAAAGGAGAUGAGUGUCACUACAGUUUGCUGAGACAUGUCAAAGAUGGAAUCCUUUGAGGAAAGUACUUAGGUGCACUUAACUUUUUUAUACUAAACUUAAAAUUUAAAAUGUAAGUUUAGAAUAAAGGUUAUUUUGGAAAUUUGAAACGUGGAAAGUUUCUUUUAUUCACAUGUCUAGUGUUUUAUUACAACCGUGCAAAUAUUUCAGUCUUGUCUUUUGGAAGUAGGUAACACCUGAGAUUGUGGUUGUUGUAAAUUUAUUUUUUUUGUUGUUUUUCUUUUUUCCAAGGCUUGAUCACAGGUAAAUAGUAUGAUCAAAGUUUAGCAGUAUGUCUAAAAACAAAUGUGUAACAGAAUGCAAUAAUUUGCACGUUAAUUAAAUUCCAUAUUAAAUUGACAUUAGUACAAAGAGA